Messenger RNA from Cotesia congregata, 1893 nucleotides. Lineage: Eukaryota; Metazoa; Arthropoda; Insecta; Hymenoptera; Braconidae. The record is from the annotation of a GenBank genome assembly.
AUGACUUGGUGGAUAACUGGUUUACUCAUUGCUUCUAUUGUUUGUAUUGAAGCCCGCGAAUUAGUUCGACCUGGAGCAAGAUUAAUAAAAAACCAUCAACAUGGUCGUUUAUUACUAAUGAGGGACAGAAGGAACCCUAUUGCAUCAUACAAUCCAUCACGAGCGAUGAUGCUGACCGGUUUCUACCGGCCGAUACGAUACUCAACUGGUAGUCAGGCGACUGGCGUAUUUGCACAGGGUAAUGCGGUUAGCGGCGGAUAUCUUGCAGGAACCCACAGCCGAAAUUAUCUACCGCGUGCUCCAGAACCUGUUGCUCAACCUCAUGUUUUGAGUGCAGAGGCUGAGGCGGAGGCUGCGAGAGAACCAGAACCAGAACAACAAGGUACACCGGUCUACGGUAAUCAAGAGGACGUCGGUUAUCCUGCGAGCCAGAGUGACCAAGAGCUGGGAAGCGAGCCUGAAACUCAAUUGAAAGAUGAAAAUGAAGGAUUACCUGAAACUCCAUUUCAAGAAGAGGAGCAGGAAGAUGAAAAAGUGUCGAAGCCAGUGUCGGUAAAUCCUCAAGGGAAUAAAACCAAGAAGACUACAGUUAACGUUGCAACUGAUGAAGAGGAAGAUGAAGAAGAAGAUGAUGAUGAUACCUUCAAGCCCUAUUUGCCUUCUAAGUCAAACAAGGGCGUUCCUAAUUUAACUAAUUUCUUCCCGAUGAUGUUCAGUUUUCCCAGAUCUGCUGGAAAAAGCGGAAGUUCUUCUGGCUCGGGGAUGAUCACUGCUAUUGCUAAUAGCGGCUAUGUGAGAGUUGUAAGGGCAGCAUUGCCCGAUCCUGAUCCUCGUCACCACGGUCAUUACAGUCAAUACCGUCCUCAGAGUUACGGCGGCGACUACUACAGUGGCUACGACAAUUAUGAUAAUUAUGGCCACGGUGGUUACAAUCAGGGCUACGGUGGUUACGGUAAUAAUUAUAAUCCUUACCAAAAUAAUGGAUAUUCAUCUAAUUCUGCUGCUAACGCUGCGUCAUUUAGCUCUCCAUGGGGAAGUGGUGCAUUCGCCAACGCAAAUUCAGCAUCUGGUGACGUCGGCGCCCUGUUUAGCCGAUUGCCGAUCAGCGCGCGGGCGGGAGCGUUGGUAAUGAAAAGUGUUUCCAUCUUCUUGUCGAGCGGACGCAAGCCCUCAGUCAAUUCCAAGAAACCCGGGGAACAGAUCCAGAGAAGAAGGCGCAGAAAGCUCACCGAGGAAGCCGCAAUGAAGGCUUACCAUGCCAAAGUUGUCGAGGCUCUGAAGAAGAAGACGAGGUUUUCUCGACCGGAACUUGAAGCUUUGUGCAAGAUUUACAGGAAAAUUACGACCGUUCCUACAGCUAAGAUCGGGGUUACUUUGUUCACCAAAGGAGCUCCUCAGACCAUUCAGACUGUUGAAGGUAUCGACAGAACGAUAUUCCGUGAACUGCUGCACAAUACCUUUGAUAUUAUCACAGAAGACGCAUUGAUUGAACGAAUGUUUUGCUGCUGGGAUCGUGAUAGUGAAGGUGCUAUCAGACUUGAAUCUUGGAUCAUGGGAUUGGACGUUUUCGUUCGUGGAACCCUGAGAGAUAAAAUGGAAUUCUGUUUUAGAGUUUAUGAUUUGAAUAGCGAUGGAUUUAUAACCAAGGAUGAAAUGUUUCAAUUACUCAAAAAUUGUCUAAUAAAACAACCAGGCGAAGAAGAUCCCGACGAAGGUGUGCGAGAUUUAUCAGAGUUGAUCCUAAAAAAAUUGGACGUCGAUCACGACGGCAAAGUUUCCUUCAACGACUACGAAUGCGUUGUAAAAGAAGAGCCAUUGUUAUUGGAAGCUUUCGGGCAGUGUUUACCAACCGAGGAAAGUUGUUCGGCAUUUCUUACAACAUUGCAGCCAUAG